Branchiostoma belcheri (Belcher's lancelet) is the source of this 1675-nucleotide messenger RNA. RefSeq names its product cysteine-rich venom protein latisemin-like. The coding region runs from base 229 to 1281 and encodes 350 amino acids. The transcript is spliced from 11 exons. NCBI's taxonomy places the organism in Eukaryota, Metazoa, Chordata, Leptocardii, Amphioxiformes, Branchiostomatidae. The record is from RefSeq and is a predicted model, not a curated record.
CAGGUCACGGGGUCGGGCGGCACACCUACCCGGCACGGCCGAGCAACAGAACUGGGGCGCGGGAUUUUUUAUUAAUCGCUUUGAGCCGGGUAUAUAAAGGAUCCGGGUUGGCCUGGUUCUGUGAGUUCUCCGACUCUCCAAGGCUCGCGACGGUCCUGUCCGAAAAAAAUCCCUCCGUCGUGCGAGAACUGAGACGUCGUCCCAGACAGCGACAAACUGUAUAGUGUGAUGUCAACUCCGGCCUCCUUCCGUCAUGCGGGCACGUUUCUAUCGCUGGCGGUGAUUUUGUCGUCAGGAACGCCGUCUGUCCGCGGGAGUCUGACGGCCAGUGAUGAGGCGGUUCUGCUGGAGAAACAUCGCGAGUUCCGCAAGGGGGUGGGUGCCGCGAAUAUGGAGGCUAUGACUUGGAACAGCGAGCUGGCGACUUUAGCGCAAGCCUGGGCGGAGACCUGCACAACCAGCCAUGGCGGGACGUCCGGAUCGUCUGCGUUCGGAGGCGACAUCGGUCAGAACAUCUACAAGACCAGCGGGUCGUCUGUCGGGGACUACAACUCGGUUGUGCAGGCGUGGUACGACGAGGUGGAGUUCUACAACUACAACAGCGCCUCCUGUCAGUCGGGACGGAUGUGCACCCAUUACACUCAACUUGUGUGGGCGGAGUCUGAGGCUGUGGGCUGCGGGGCGCACACGUGCAGCGGGGACGGGACGUACGUGGUCUGCAACUACGGCCCUGGGGGUAACGCUGCAGGUACGAAGCCGUUCAAAACGGGCCAGCCGUGUUCCCUGUGCGGCAGAGGAGCGGGGUGGUGCGAGGACGACUUCUGUGUUGACUGUCCAGCAAAGAACUGCACCUGUCCCAUGGAGUGCCGUAACUGUGGUGUGAAGGACGCGGCGGAGUGCCAGUGUGGCUGUAAGGACGGCUGGGACGGACUGGACUGCUCUGUGGUGUGUAGAGACUGGCACAAGAACUGCGGUAAGAGUCCCGGCUGGCCCACCACACAGUACUGCACAGACGCCACCGUCGGGGAGGUAGUCACCGCGCAGUGCAGGGUGCUCUGCCAACAGUGCGACGUUGUAACAGACACCUGGGGGCCGGACGUGUGCUGUGAAGGGAAGCUGUGUGAGAACAGCGGCUACCUGAACACCACACAGGACGACUGCGGCUGCGUAUGUCCGGAGGGCUACACGGGGGACAACUGUGAGAACGGAGCAACUGCAGUUCCGGUCAUGUCCGCAACGUGGAACCUUGGAUUGCUGUUUCUGUUGAUGUUGCUGAACUAAUUAAUAAGACAGUGGAUGACGCGCUGAAAUUCGAAAAUCUUGUCGCUUGUACUUUUAUAUCAACCUGCUGCUUUUACAUCAAUUGCUGCUAUUUAAGAUUUCCUGUAUCUGAAAUAAUGAAAAGGGCAAAUACGCUCUAAGUGCCUUUAAUCAUUUACGCUUAAGUAUCGCUGCAGUUUUUGUUGGUCACGUUACGUUGUUCGUUUUCGGUUACUGCCUAUGGGUCGUAUCUGGAACAUUUGAGAUGUUGUCAAACUCGAUUGGUUAACUUUGUAUGUUGAAUACUGUGACAAACUAUACAUGGGGCUUCGUAAAAUUUUCCGAAACAUGUGUAACUUUGUACAAACAUCAGAUUGAGCAGACGCCUGAUGAUGCGUUUUUAUUAUAUGUCAAC